This is a messenger RNA of Magnolia sinica, 1676 nucleotides long. RefSeq lists its product as uncharacterized. NCBI's taxonomy places the organism in Eukaryota, Viridiplantae, Streptophyta, Magnoliopsida, Magnoliales, Magnoliaceae. The transcript has 3 exons. Bases 1042 to 1350 code for a protein of 102 amino acids. The record is from RefSeq and is a predicted model, not a curated record.
UUGUUUUAAAAGUAGUCCAUGGGGAUCCAUGUUUGCUGAUGAGCACAGGACUUGCAUGUCAUCGUAAUGCUGGUUGUGCAUCGCCUUUAUUCUGUUUUACAAAAGAGUUACCAAUGGUGCACUUGAUGUUUUUAGGAUUUGGUCCACGAGGGAGAAGAAGUAUCUUUUCCAUCAUAGUUAUUGCUAAGUUUGUAAUAAAAACUUUCUUUGUUUUGUAACAAUUGAUGAUGAAGCUGCACAACAGUAGGUGUGUUGUCAGCUCUGCAUAUUUUACCUGUUCCCUGAUCUGCAUAGCCUUUGGUUUGCUCAUUUAAAAUGUGGUGCUAUAUUUUGGUUUCGUAGGUUAGUUUGAGAAAAGUGUUCACAAUCAACAAUUAAUUUGAUUUUGGGAGAAGAAAACACCCUUUUGAGUAAUUCUUAACUGAUUCGCCUGAAGCUGGUGCUUCCCUGAUGCACCAUAACCAUUGCAUGGUUACUACACACCACGCAUCACGCAUUUUCAUAAAGAUUAAGCUUUCCACUAAAGUUGAAAUACCACUUUCUCACGUAAAGUAACCUGGAGCAUUUCUAAAAAGUCUGAAAAACAACGAAUCUCCUUUAAACUCUCCCAAAGUUUAGUAUUCACCUAAUUAGGAUAAAACUCCCACAUUCCUACAUAAGGGUGUCGAAAGCAAACAUUUACCAUAUUUGUAUUUUUCUAAAAUCAGUUUAAAUAUCAUUUCCAAACACAUGUUUGGGGAAAUACAAAACAAGCAAUCUUUACAAAAGUCCUGGAAUAUGGGUGUCCGAUCGUUAUGGCCUAACCGAAAAAGAACAAAAUGUAAAUCCAGAAAAAGGGACUCUGUAAGUCCUUGUAAGCAUAUGACAGGAGUAAAAGUAUAUUCUGUCAACUAAAAUUUUGAAUAAGACGAUGUUUAUGUUCUAUAUUUGUAUGUGGACCAACACGGCAAAUUUUUUUGAUAACAUACCAUGAAACAAAACCGAUCAACCAAACUGUAGUAGUAAAAUAUCAAUUUUUCCUCCCUCGUAUUUGUCUUUUUAAUGCUUUUCUAUUCCAGGAAACUUCGAAGAACAUAUUGGAAAUUGGAUAUCCAAGAGAUGACACUGGAUAUGAAAAUUCACCUCAAUCAGAGUCUAUUGACCUCCCCCAAUACAGGCGAGCAACACAUGUGUUCGCAGCAACCAUUACUCACCGACAGCUUUGAUUCUGUUCACUCAUCUUUACCUCCUGGCUUUGCCACACUACUGACAAGUUGUUCAACAGAAAAUUUGAAAGAGGCAUCCGAACCAAUGGAAACAGAUUUCAUGUCCCAAAUCAUGCAGAGAUACUUGUUGGAUUCUUUUGAUUAACUGGCUCAAAGUAUUUGUUAGAGUCAGAACCUAUAUCGAGUAAUUUGAUUACGCACUGGAUUGUAGAGAUAUAUGGACCGCGAAGAUGAUAAGCCCAACAGUGCCAUCUAUGUUCAACAAGCUAAUGCAUGAAGUGGCUUGAUGAGAGCUUUAACAGUUUGGUUGUCUCCAUUUCGUUCGACAGUGUGGCCAAUCUAGGAGUGGACCACAUGAAGGGUUUUUAUUUAUUUUUAUGUAUUCAUGACCAUUUUCAACUUAUUGUUGUAAAUAUUAUAUAUUUUUAUUGUAAAGGAAUACAAUUUUUGUUUAAUAUUCAUUUUUAAUUG